Molecule: messenger RNA, 3494 nt
Organism: Phalacrocorax carbo (great cormorant)
Lineage: Eukaryota; Metazoa; Chordata; Aves; Suliformes; Phalacrocoracidae
Source: RefSeq, a predicted model, not a curated record
GGCCCCAUCGGGCCACGACCACCCGCCCCCCGAGCGGCCUCUUAAAGGGCCCCGCCGCCCCGCGGAGCCCCGCCGUCCGUCCGUCCCUCCCUCCAGUCCGUCCUUCCGAGCGAUGAGGAGGCUCGUCCUCCUGCUGUGCACCGGCGCGACCUGUUGCAUCGCGGCGGGAGGCGCUCCGCGGGUGGCGGAGGCUGCGCUGCUGGAUGGAGAUGCCACCGUCGCCCAGCUGCUGGAGGAUGGACAGACGCGUGCGCCGGCACCGAAGCCACAGGUGAAAUUCAACCUCCGGUCCUCGGCGGACACCGAAGAGGAUGGUUGCACGCUCGCCGUUGGCCAGCGCGAGCGGCUGGAGGACUGCAGGUUCAACGCGACAGCCAAGACCUUCUUCAUCAUUCACGGCUGGACAAUGAGUGGCAUGUUCGAAACUUGGCUGGGCAGCUUGGUAUCUGCUCUUCAAGAGAGGGAGAAGGAUGCCAACGUAGUCGUGGUGGAUUGGCUUUCGCUUGCCCACCAGCUCUAUACCGAUGCCGUCAACAACACGCAGAUCGUUGGAAAAAGCAUAGCGAGGCUGCUUGACUGGUUACAGGAGAACCCGCUUUUCCAACUCGAGAACGUCCACCUGAUCGGGUACAGCCUGGGUGCCCACGUCGCUGGCUUUGCUGGUAACCACGUCCAUGGGACCAUAGGCAGGAUUACGGGCUUGGAUCCGGCUGGCCCUAUGUUUGAAGGAGUGGACCCUAGCAAGCGCCUCUCCCCCGAUGAUGCUAACUUUGUGGAUGUCCUACACACCUACACAAGGGAAACUCUAGGUGUUAGCAUUGGGAUCCAGAUGCCUGUAGGCCAUGUUGACAUCUACCCCAACGGCGGAGACUUCCAGCCUGGCUGUGGAUUAAGUGACGUCUUGGGAGCAAUCGCCUAUGGGACAAUUGGUGAAGUUGUUAAAUGUGAACACGAGCGGUCGGUGCACCUCUUUGUGGACUCCCUUGUGAACCAAGAUAAACAAAGCUUCGCAUUUCAAUGUACCGAUUCCAGUCGCUUCAAGAAGGGCAUCUGCCUGAGCUGCCGGAAGAACCGCUGCAAUGGCAUUGGAUACAAUGCCAGAAAAACACGGAACAAAAGAAACAGCAAGAUGUACUUAAAAACAAGAGCUGACAUGCCAUUCAAAGUCUACCAUUAUCAGAUGAAAAUGCACGUCUUCAGCUACAAAACCUUGGGAGAGGCUGAUCCCACUUUCUCCGUCACCCUUCACGGCACCAAUGGAGACUCUGAAGCUCUCCCUUUAGAAAUGCUUGAUGAAAUUGGCCUAAAUGCUACUAACACUUUCCUGGUCUAUACUGAAGAGGACAUAGGCGAACUUUUAAAAAUACAGCUCACCUGGCAGGGAACAUCUCAGUCAUGGUAUGAUCUGUGGAAAGAGCUGAAGAGCUACUGGUAUCGGCCUGUGAAGUCUUCCCAGGAACUGCAUAUCAGACGUAUACGUGUGAAAUCCGGGGAAACACAACAGAGGUUUGCAUUCUGUGUGGAGGAUUCCCAGCUGACCAGUAUAUCUCCUGGUAAAGAGCUCUGGUUUGUGAAGUGCUCAGGGGAAUGGCAAAAAAGAUCUGUCUCGAAUUUGCUCUGAAAACUUCUCUGAAGACUCACAGCUGAGCAACCUACGUGCAUGAAGACUACGCAGGUGGAAAAAUGCUCUGGCAAAAAUCUGGCUUGGUAGCUCUUAAAGCAACUAGCUCUUCAGGACAAGACACCUUGGAUCAGAGGCAAGAAACUGAGGAGCAAUCGAUGGACUGUGGUCCUAGAAUUAGGAUAACUAAAACCACGUUCUCCCUUCCCCAAAGAUCCUGGUUUGUGCAUUUAGCCUUACCUUGACCUGUUACACGCUGCAUUUCCUGCCUGCUCCCGCUACCCAGGGCUACAGAUGAGAUCUUCACAGAUGUAGACCUCAGCAAUGAUCUUCUGGUCUGCCUGCCAGUGGAGUUGAGAAGACAACCAUGCUAACUGCCCAUCGGGCUGUUGGCGACAGAGCUGCCAAGAACAAAUUAGUGUCUAGCGAGUUACCGUGGGUCCGAUAGCACUGUGGGCUGUUGAAGAUGAGACCAGCACAGGUCAAGUGUGAAGGGUUGCUCAGGGGAGGGGUGGGCAUAAGCAAAAUGACACUUAACUUCUUAAGUUGUCCUUUGCUUGCCUUAAAUAAUCUGUUCUGCGUCUGGCUGAUACUGAAAACUCAAUUUAUUACCUUAGAAGAAGGUAGUACUCAGUUCUCCGCGUACCUAGGGCAAAGCACGGUGCAGGUGGCAGGUGAUGGUGUUGGCAGCUGCUCCUUGCUCCCCAGUCAGCGUCGGCAGCAAGACUGUCCGCUCCCAUGUCCUGCUCUGUAAGAGGCAAAUGGCAGCUGCCCGUCUACUGAUUGUAGAUGAAGACGACGAUGAACCGUACCGCUUCAGGAGAGCUUUGCACCAGUCCUCUUAACUGAGAGUGUGUUCGCCUCUGUUCAGGUGCUGUUGUAGUACCAGUACAUAAAUACUCUGCAUAAAAAUAAGGUCUUAGUUAACUGAGCCAAACAGAUGACAUCCUACCCUCAUUGCCACAACGUCCUGGUUGGACCCUUGGGUGCCAGAUGGGCUUUGCUCCGAGUCUGAUGCUCCCUACAGCUGUCCUGGUUGGUACAGCAGAGUGGACAUUGUCAGAGGUGAACCAGAUUGGGUUUUUUAUUUUUGGAAAGAGACUUUGUGUAAGGUUGUUCAGCCUGGGGAAGGGAAGGCUGCGGGGAGACCUUAUUGUAGCCUUCCAAUAUUUAAAGGGGGACUAUAGGAGGGAUGGGGGCAACCUUUUUAGCAGGGCCUGUUGUGACAGGACAAGGGGUGAUGGUUUUAAGCUAAGGAGGGGAGAUUUAGGCUGGAUAUAAAGAAGAAAGUUUUUUUUACUCUGAGGGUGGUGAAACACUGAAAAAAAGUUGCCCAGAGAGGUUGUGGAGACUCCAUCCCUAGAACCAUUCCAGGCCAGGCUGGACAGGGCUCUGAGCGACCUGAUCGAGUUGAAGAUGUCCCUGCUCACUGCAGGGGGUUGGACUAGAUGGCCUCUGAAGGUCCCUUCCAACCCAAACCAUUCUAUGAGAACCCUUGAACACUUCUGGCAUGCAGAAAGGCAGUCUCAAAAAAUGGUGUUGCCAGGGGGUGCAAGCCCUUCCGAGGCUUGCAAUUCUCUGUGUUCUCAGAGAGCUUCAAUCCAACCAAAGCAAGCCCAUUUGGAGACCUUUUUCCCUCCCCCCCCCCAUGGUUUUAUGCAAAGGUUUCAAUCACCAAAACUUUCAGUAAUUAUCUGACUUGCCACCGUGCCAUACUUAGACUGGUUUCAAAGCCCUAUUUGUAUAUUAUGUUUUUGUAUGACUCAAAAUAUAAUUUAUUUCAUAUACUGUACAUAUGUAAAGUUGUAAACAUUUGACUUAAGUAACGGUUUUUAUAAGCCUUAAGACAAAAAAUAAAGUGCUCUGAAAAUCA